AGACAUGUUCACCCGAAGAGUUCACCUGUAAGACAGGUGAGGGUGAAUGUAUACCACUGGCCUGGAUGUGUGAUCAAAGUAAAGAUUGUUCAGAUGGUUCCGAUGAGGCUUCAUGCAAUGAUACCUGUCGCUCUGAUGAGUUCACCUGCGGCAAUGGCCGUUGCAUACAAAAACGUUGGAUAUGCGAUCACGACGAUGACUGCGGCGAUGGUUCGGAUGAGAAGAAUUGCGCCAAAGUGCCAUGUGGCGCUCAUGAAUUUACCUGUUCGAAUGGUGCUUGCAUUCACAAGAAAUGGAAAUGUGACGGUGAACCAGAUUGUUAUGAUGGCUCCGAUGAAGUGGGUUGUAAAAAUGUAACCAACACCAAGGUACCCUGCCUGCCCCACGAAUUCCAAUGUAAGGAUCGCAUUACCUGUCUACAUUCCAGCUGGUUGUGCGACGGCGAACGUGACUGUCCCGAUGGCGAUGAUGAGGUCCAAAGUAAUUGUAAAAAUCGUACAUGUCGUCCCGAUCAAUUCCAGUGCAGCGAUCGUUCCUGCAUUGCUGGUCAUCUGACAUGUAAUGGACAAAAUGAUUGUGCCGACAAAAGUGAUGAGCUUAAUUGCGGCAUUCGUAAGCAAACCGUAUGCGAUUCAGUAACGCACUUCGAUUGUGGUGGUGGACAAUGUAUUCCCUUGACCAAGGUUUGUGACAAACGCAAGGAUUGCCCCGAUGGUGAAGAUGAACCGGCCAAUAAGUGUGGUAUUAAUGAGUGUGCCCUGGACAAUGGUGGCUGUAUGCAUAAGUGUGUGGAUCAACCGAUUGGCUAUCGAUGUGAAUGUGAAACGGGCUAUAAAUUAAUUAACAACAAAACCUGUGUGGACAUCGACGAGUGCGCCGAAAAUCCCGGUGCCUGUUCCCAAGUCUGCAUUAAUGAAAUUGGCGGCUAUAAAUGUGAAUGUAUCGAUGGGUAUAUGCGUGACCCACGCAAUCACACCCGUUGUAAGGCCACCGAGGGUCAUGCCUCAUUGCUGUUGGCACGUCGUCAUGAUAUACGGAAAAUUGCUUUGGAUCACAUGGAAAUGACAUCGAUUGUGAAUAAUACAAAAUCAGCGACAGCUUUGGAUUUCGUUUUCCGCACGGGAAUGAUCUUUUGGAGUGAUGUGACCACACAAAGCAUUUACAAGGCACCCAUUGACGAGGGCAGUGAUAAGACAGUCGUACUCAAGGAGCAUACCGUAACCUCAGAUGGUUUGGCUGUCGAUUGGAUUUACAAUCACAUCUACUUCACCGAUACACACAAAUGUACCAUUGAGCUGACAAACUUUGAUGGUAAUAUGGGUAAAGUGCUCAUCGAAGAUGAAUUGGAUAUACCACGGUCGAUAGCAUUGGAUCCCAUUGAGGGCUGGAUGUACUGGUCCGAUUGGGGUGCCUCACCACGAAUCGAACGUGCCGGCAUGGAUGGCUCACAUCGCACCACAAUCAUCAACUAUGAUGUUAAAUGGCCAAAUGGCAUUACCUUGGAUUUGGUGCGACGACGCAUCUACUGGGUCGAUGGUAAAUUGAACAUCAUCUCUUCGGCCAAUUAUGAUGGUUCGCAGCGUCGCCAGAUUUUAUACUCAACGGAAUAUUUACGUCAUCCCUUCUCCAUCACCACGUUCGAGGAUAACAUCUAUUGGACCGAUUGGGAUAAACAGACCGUUUUCAAGGCAAAUAAAUUCAAUGGUGAAGGUGUGCGGCCGAUAACCGCUUUGCAUAUGCUACAACAUCCCAUGGUAAUCCAUGUCUAUCAUCCAUAUCGCCAACCCGACGGUGUCAAUCACUGUCAAGCUGUCAAUGGCCAUUGUUCACAUUUGUGUCUGCCGGCGCCGCGAAUUAAUGAACGCAGUCCACGCAUCUCGUGUGCCUGUCCCACGGGCCUGAAGCUUAUGGAAGAUAGGCUGAUGUGUGUUGAAGAUCCUAGAUAUAAAACAACCACCACAAGUAAACCAAAGAUGAACUUUAAUUUAACCACAUCUUCGCCAGAAUCAUACCCUGAUCUCAAACUACCUCAGCAAGUUGCAGGAGCUGACAUUUUAGAUGGUAUGCAAAAUGAAACUUUGUUUUUUAACCUUUGUUGUUUUGUCAGUCGUAGUGGUGGUGACUCUUCGUACUAUUUUUAUAAUUAUUAUGGUGAUGAGGAGCUGGAGGAGCCGCAGUUCGAGGAUGAGGAUACUACUGAUAAUUCAGCAGAUCCUGCUGAUGUGGUUUCAUUUGUCGCCGACAACAAUUCAUCUCAUCAGCCAGCUCAGCAUCCUCCAUUUGAGUCCGCAACCACCAUGGAGAAAACGGCAAUAAUUUAUGCUGAGACUCCAAAAUUAAUCAGCCAUCCAGUCGUCAUCAGCAGCAGCAGCAGGAACAGUAACAACAAUAAUGCGAAUAAUGAGCAACAACCUCCACCACUACUGAUGGCUACGAAACCCCACCAGAUCCAGGUUAAAGAUUCCCAUGGCAAUGAGGAGGAGGUGGAGGUGGAAGAGGAGAGUUAUUUACCAACAUAUGAUGAUUAUCCUUUACUCUAUCUGCACAUCAUGUGUGUCAUGUUGGAAAAAUAUGAUUUACAAGAGGAAGGCGGCAGGACAGGCAGCAACAAGGACAUCAUACAUCCCGAUGAUGAUGUUGACAAUGCUGCUGCUGAUGAUGACGAUAUUGACAAUGAUGUUGAUGAAAUGCAUCAACACCCUUCGCAGCCGAUUAUCACAA
Messenger RNA from Musca vetustissima, 2721 nucleotides. RefSeq names its product very low-density lipoprotein receptor-like. The transcript has 10 exons. Lineage: Eukaryota; Metazoa; Arthropoda; Insecta; Diptera; Muscidae. Gene Ontology annotation, molecular function: calcium ion binding; protein binding. The record is from RefSeq and is a predicted model, not a curated record. The annotation marks the transcript as partial.